AUGGACGGAUCGUAUGUACCACCAGAAUUGUUCCCAGACAGUCACGGUGCCAGUCAAGGUAUACAGCCCUUCAAGAAACAGAGGAUAGACAAAGGGAAAGGAGUCGAUCGACCAGUCGGUACUGGCGAUAAUAGUUGGAAUCGUUUUGCCCAGGGCUCAUUUUCCCGUGCAUCUGCACCAUCGAUCACGAUCGACGAGAUGGACGAUGACUCGGACGAUGAGCCCUUGACAUCACAAGCACUCUCAGCGUCGAAAGGUGAUGCAGCAGACUCUACUCACAUGUCUGAGGAUUCGGACGACGACCUCUAUCAAUCAGUAAGAUCUGAUAAUGCAGAAGACUCUAUGGACGUGGAAGAAUCCUCUCCGCAUAGUGAUGCUCGCGACCUUGUCCAGUCGAUUAAUGGUAUGUAUCGGAUCCUGGAUUUGAUCAAUGAACAAGGGAGUGGUGGGCUAGUGGACAAAGUCAUUAUAGCGCAGGACUCACUCCGUGCAUUUAUCAACAGUGUUUGUCCGGGCACAUAUGUGUCCAUGACGAAAGUAAACUUUAGCGCGCUAGACCGCUUCGUCGUGAAGCCUGUUGGCGUCGCCAAACAACUCGUCACGAACCAAAAUGACUCCAGCAUUUCAAUGCCGAGUCUUCGUUCUGGACUGUACAUUGUCCGUGCGGUUUGCGAGGCUACACCUGACCAACAGCUUUUCCUCAUCUACUGGCCGGAGGAUUCGACAUGGGAUGACUCAGCUCCUUCGUCUGUGAGACGCAACCGCGUGACCUUCAUGAGAUACCUCAUGAAAAUGUGUGAUCAAGUCACAGCACUCAUUUCCCCAGAGCAUGCUCGAUCGAUCGUAUGGAAUGACCAGCAAGGCGAAGACGCCAUCAUGGAUCUGGACGAAGACCAUGAUGAGUCCAGUAGACUGUUCACGUUCGAAGUCGCGAAAACAAAUGAGCAGGAGGAGGCAGUAAAGUCGCGCCCGGGAUUCAAGGCAUAUCACCAUGCCGCAGUCUCACCCAGAGGCAACAGGUUCAUGACCGUCGCAUUUCAACCGGGCAGGCUCAAUGCCGAACCCAUGAAAAACCAAUCCUUAACUAACAUCCAGUUGCGCAAUUACCUGAAGAGUGAUGCCUUACUGAUCAACGAGAGCCUGGAUGCAGAUGCCUUGAGCAUUCUGAUAUAUGAUGGCAUCCAGGAUCGUUUCCGACAACAGUGUGGACUGUUUCGGGAGCGAUCCACGGGUAUCUCAUCGAAUACUAGGUCGAGCAAGGGGUCAGAGGAAACAAGGGUUAGAGAGGAUGUGAAGAGGGGGGAGCCUCUUCUAACUAAGGUUUUUCAUCAAGCCUUGGUCGAUGCUAUUAUCGAGAAAUUUUCUACCUUCACUCACGAAUCUUUCCCAUGUCCCACAGGAUGCGAGCAAGACGGUCCGUCGACUCUAGGUCCGUCCUCCGUGCAAUCACUUUAUCUUGGCAUGAUACCAUUCACAGAUUCGGCCAUGGCUGAUAUUCCAGUCGGUACCGACUCUUCUACCUCCGCUGUCGAUCUCUCUCUGCAUCCCACUAGAAGUGAACAGGAACGUAAUUCAGUGCGAGAUAAGCUUAAUACUCUCAUCGCCUUGUAUCCAGACAUAGGGGAAGAGCUCCGUCGCAAGAUGCAUUCGGAGAAAAUCAACAAUCGAAACUUCAAGGACGGCAAAGAACGGAUCUGCAUUGCCCGGGACGUCCUUCGCAACUCUCCUGAUAUGCCGAAGGAAGCCCGUGAAAGCUUCAUUAAUGUCAUUCUCCAGGAGGACAUGUCACACGUUAAGGAAAACCUCAAAUUGAUCAGCAAAGGGAUCAUUCCGCAUGAGAAGCCUAAGGGAUUGGUAACCGCUCUCUGGGGUAAAUUCAGUUCCAUCGUCUCCGAACUGGAUCUGCGUAUCUUCGGCAAAACGUUAAAAGAGGCGGACGCCGAUUCUAUCAGCGAUACCCAGUUCCUCGUGGAGUUGAAUGAUGUCAAAAUACCCCGUAUCUUGGCCAAAAUCGUGGAAGAAACUAGGACAGCCGCUCUGGAUCACUUUAGAUCAAACUUGACGAAGCAGACCCGCGCUUUGGUGCAUUUUGCAUUGCGCAUACAAACCGAUCAGUGUCUACUUCAGGUUCAGAGAGAGGUUGCCAGUCAUGAAGAGGAGCAACUUACUGAGUUGCGGAGGGCAUUUAUCCAUGAAAUAAAUGAUCUUUCGCAAACAGGGCAUCAUGCGUACACUUUCGUCAUCAAUUCCGUCGAGGAGAUACGAAGAUAUUACCAAACACAGAUAUUCAUCUCUGGCCGAAGGGAAUAUUUCCAGGAUCCUGUCUGUGAAUUCUCUGUCCAUCUCAUGCAGCUGAUGGAACACGAUCAACAUUCCUUGAAAAUGGACCCUACCAUAAUUCCCUCGCCGAAAGUUCACUGGGAGGCACGCGUACUCGUUCAAGUUGCCUCUCGGGGAUUCGGCGAUAAGAUCUUGCUUGCAACGACUGAUCGGCAUGGGAACCUAAUGGUGUUUCUGGAAAGCCUUCACGCGAUCGAAGGCGCCUUGAAUCAGGGCCGCGGGAAAAAGCUUAAUCGCGAUAAAAUCGGCGAAUUUAUUCUCGCAUUUGACGAGUCAAAACGCUUGCUCAGUGUCGUCGCUAGAGAGAAGUUACACAUCUUUGUCCACGAUAACACCCGUGGUUUCCAGGCUUCUGGUAGCGCGAUCAACUUGACUCAGUGCGAGGAGCUACUGCUCGUCGAUUCAUUGGCACAAGCCAGAAUAUACUCCCUGACAACGAUGCAGUUUAGACCUGCCACACUUGAUCUCAUUCAGAUCCCUAAGGCAGUUUACUCCACUCCAGAUGUACCUUCGGCUCGACGAGUGGCGUUCCCGCUCGAAAUUCCGGAUCUUCCCCUGGACCAGCCACUGCUUUUGACUUCUCUAAUAAAGAGGAGUAUUGUCCAUCUGGUUACGGUUGACAUUGACUCGAAUUCUUGUCGAUCAUUCGCUCUCGACAUCACUCGCAAAGUGACGGAGUUUACCUUCAAAGAGAAAGGCGUCCGAGGAGGAGGAGCUCAGUCGGAGAACGCCACCGCACACAACUGUCUCAUUGAUUGUCACGCCGACGUGUGGACUCGUUUCCCGGUUCUCUCUGCUGUUCAGCGGGAGACGAUCACAUCGUCCAGUAACAGAUGUCCGCGGACAUUGAUGUUCACUACAGAUCGGGACCAUCAUAUGUUCUCACCGCACUUCCACGACCUUAUUUACAACUUUGAAAGGACGUCAAAGAAGCCAACGGGAACCAUCCUAAAAUCAAUGGUCAUCUCUGCAACUACAUAUUCCGGUUUUUCCAAUAGUCUCCUCGGAGCUGCAGAAUGGAGCGUGUCGAAGUUCAGAGCCGGGGAAUGGUUGGUGGAUAUCCUCUGCCUCAUUCCAAUUCACAUUGCAGUGACGAGGGAGAAUCGAUUCAUUCCACUCAAGGACGGUGUAUACUCGACCGAACUUGAGAAGUCUCUCCUCGGCGCGGAUGUUAACCGCAUUGUCAAUCACCUGUCUUUUGGUUGGUAUGAAUCUUUGUUCCAGUCAUACAUGGCCAAAAAGCCGGUCAAAGUUGUGUCGUCCAUGGGCGAACAAUCAGUGGGGAAAAGCUUUUCCUUGAACCAUCUUGUGGACACGUCAUUCGCGGGAUCGGCCAUGCGUACGACAGAAGGGGUCUGGAUGUCAGUGACUCCGACUAAGGAUGCUCUUGUCGUUGCUUUGGAUUUUGAAGGUGUUCAUAGUAUUGAGCGUUCCGCUCAAGAAGAUACAUUGCUCGUGCUGUUCAAUACUGCGAUCUCUAACUUGGUGCUAUUCCGGAACAACUUCGCCUUGAGCCGAGAUAUCACAGGCUUAUUCCAGUCAUUCCAAUCAAGCUCGACCGUCCUCGACCCAGCGUCUAACCCGAGUCUAUUUCAAUCGACGCUGGUGAUCAUCAUUAAGGAUGUCGUGGAUUCGGACAAAGCAGAAAUUACUCGAGAGUUCGCCCUCAAGUUCCAGCAGAUAGUCCAAGACGAACAAGAGGCCAACUUCAUUUCUCGCCUCCACGCUGGGCAGUUGAAUAUCAUCCCUUGGCCAGUAAUCGAGUCGCAAGAAUUUUAUAAGCUGUUCCCAACCCUCAAACGUCGACUGGACAAACAAAAAUUGACGCAUAAUACAGCAGGAGAGUUCCUCCAUGUGAUGAAAACCUUGAUGGCGAAACUGAAGGCAAAUGAUUGGGGCGCUCUGUCACAAUCGAUGGCCUCGCAUCGAGCGCAACUUCUUUUAGCCAUGUUGCCAAAUGCUCUAGCAUUUGGACUGCAAGAGGUUAAUCCUGACCCAGAACCUCUGAAGAACCUAGAUGACGAUAUCCCAAUUGAGAUGCCCGAUACUUCAACUGAAUUUUCAUUGGCAGGGGGGCCACAAUCUUCUUCUCGCGAGACCGCUCUCCAAGUUCUGUCUCAUGCAUGGGACGACUAUGGUUCUCGCCAUCACAUGCCAGAGGAUCGAUGGAUUGAGAAUUUGCUCGCUCAUAUCGACAGUCUGGUCAAUUUGCGGGUCACCCACGCUCGCGAGUGGAUAUCGUCCAAUGUUGCUCGCUUCCAAAGUGGGCAAGCAAGCAUUGACGAGCUCAUGAGAACGUUUGAAAGUGCGACGGUGGACUUGAAGAGCAACUUGCAGUUGUGCAAGCUGAACAUGACUGCCAGACUUCUCAUGAUUGCAUACAUUCUUGCGAUUUCUGUGCGUCAUCUGGAGAGACGAAGGCUUGCUCUAUGUCGUAAGCCAAAAUCUAGCGGGGCAUCCCGGCAACCAUAUGUUAAGCCUUUCAUGAUCGUAUCCACACAUGAGCUCAUCGUCCCUUCCAGAUGUGUUGUUAAUGCACAUCUCUGUGGUCAAGCCUGCAAACUUUCCGGGAGACAGGGAUGUCUGGAUGAGUGUACGAAGGUGAUCGGUCACGCAGAAGAUGACCAUCUAUGUGCUGCUACUGUGCAUGCCUGCGGUCAGCCCUGCGAUCUGUCAACGCUCAGGUUGAGUGACGGGUCCACUCCCCCUUGCCGCGGUACUUGUGGCAUUCCAAGUGACGUGAACCAUGACCAACACCUGUGCGAUGCUCGACUUUGCUCUUUCCCCUGCCAACUUUGCAAGAGACUCUGUGCGAAUACAAACCAUCUUCACGGCUUGGAAGACGACGCUAUUCAUCUUUGCGGGGAGGAGCAUUCAUGUUCCGUGCAAUGUACUGCCGAGGGCAUCUGCGAAAUUGAGACUGCGCCACAAUCGAUCGAGGCGACGUUCACCGGAAGGCACGAGACCUUCCAGUACACGAAGGUGGCUACUCGCAAGUGGCCUAAACGACUGAGAUGUGCCAAGUCGAUACCACCAGGCCUGGUAGCCCAUGCAGGUCGGCACAACCAUAGUUUGGACCAAAAAGUGGUGCAUUUUUGCAGAGCGAGGUGCGACCACUGUGGGUACUAUUGCACAUUGCCGCUCGGUCACCCGCAACAAGAGCAUGAAACGAGACACGGAUCCAUGUCCUCGUCACGAUGGGCAGUCGAUGGCCCUGAUGAUACGGGUCUCGAGGUUGAAGGCCGUCGCUUCUCUUCAAAUGAUGAGGGCGCACCGAUGAUGUGCAACCUCGUCUGUCAGGCAUUGGAGGGAACGAACGCGGUUCAGCAUAUUUCUAAGCGAGUGUUGCCUAACCCGGAACGUGCCAAGGACUACAUUACGCACAAUCUCUUCUGGCGGCGAGCCGGCUUCAAAGACCCUUAUUCUCGGGAGGAGCAAGCAAAUUUCGCUAAGUGCGACUCAAUGUGUAGCGGUCCCGAGCACACUGCUGCAGCCGGAAAUGCUGCUCAGCCAUCUUAUUGCACUUUGCCUUUGUUUCAUCCGCCGAUGGAUCCCAACAAUGCCCAAGUCGGCUUGGGAUACGUUUCCAAUGAUGGGCAUCUCUUCUCGUGCAGGAACCCCGUGAUUAUGCAGCAAGCAUUCCAUGUAAUCUUUGUGGCUGAUAGAUCUGGCUCCAUGGCCUCUGGUGACAAACAUCCCCUUCCGAACACGCCUGCCUCGGACAGAAUCGUGCGACGCUCUAACAACCGGUUUGGUGCCGUCCUCUCCUCCCUAUAUAGCUUCUGGUCUGCCCGUGCUGCAGCAAUUGGUGGUCAACAAGCAGCCCGACGUGACUCAUACAGUGUUAUUCUGUUUGAUCAUAUCGUUACGAAUGCCUUCGUAAACGAUUUCGUCAGUUCUCCGGACCAAUUGCUGGACGCCGUUCUGCGUUAUAGUGCCGAUGGGGGCACGAACUUCACUGCAGCGAUUAUGCAGGCUCAAUCAGUCAUGGAACAACAUUGGAGCACAGAGAGGAGCCCUGUAAUCAUAUUUUUGUCAGAUGGCGAGUGCAACGUUGCGGAUCAGACUGUUCAAGAUUUGUGCCGCUCCGCAGUUCGUCUUGGCAAAGCAUUGUCUUUCCACGCCGUAUCAUUCGGUCUAGAUAGAGCCUCUACUUCCUUGCGACGAAUGACUCAAAUUGCACUUGACAUCCAGAACAAUGCCCCAAGAGAUCCAUUGGCCCCAGCGGCAGCAACAGUCGCGUCUUCAUACACGCAGGCCUUAGAUACGGUGCAACUCGCCGAAACAUUCCUAGGAAUUGCAGAAUCUCUCAGGAAGCCAAGAGGGUCUCUCAUACAUUGA
This is a messenger RNA of Suillus subalutaceus, 6681 nucleotides long. RefSeq lists its product as uncharacterized. The transcript has 47 exons. Gene Ontology annotation, molecular function: GTP binding; GTPase activity. NCBI's taxonomy places the organism in Eukaryota, Fungi, Basidiomycota, Agaricomycetes, Boletales, Suillaceae. Bases 1 to 6681 code for a protein of 2226 amino acids. The record is from RefSeq and is a predicted model, not a curated record.